Plodia interpunctella (Indianmeal moth) is the source of this 4319-nucleotide messenger RNA. RefSeq names its product glycerol kinase 3-like (gene Gk2). The coding region runs from base 191 to 2272 and encodes 693 amino acids. The transcript has 14 exons. Lineage: Eukaryota; Metazoa; Arthropoda; Insecta; Lepidoptera; Pyralidae. Gene Ontology annotation, molecular function: glycerol kinase activity. Gene Ontology annotation, cellular component: mitochondrion. The record is from RefSeq and is a predicted model, not a curated record. Gene Ontology annotation, biological process: phosphorylation; triglyceride metabolic process; glycerol metabolic process.
GACAACUGACAAACUAAAGUUCAGUUCAUCACACACAUUUUCACAGUGCAUAAAAAGCAGCUCAUGGUUUUAGAUGAUAAUUUUACUGUGAAAAUAAUAUCUUGCGUUAAAAAAUACAUUAAUUAAUAACAGAUAUUACUAUAAAAUAGUUACCAUUCACGCGUCAAAGGAAAUUGCAUCAGACGGCGAUAUGCCAGUAAGGGACGGCACGAAGAAACCGCUGAUCGGUGUUAUAGAUGAUGGAACGAAAACUGUCCGAUUUGUGAUAUACGAAGCAGAGAACUCCGCCGAGCUAGCGACCCACCACCUGGAUAAACAGGAGGUGUUCCCGCAAGAGGGGUGGUGCGAACAAGACCCGUUGGAAAUCAUACACAAUAUCAGGGUGUGCGCGGAGACGGCUAUUGCCAAGUUACCCGAGUUAGGUUAUUCCAGAGAAGACAUUGUAGCUUUAGGCAUCACAAACCAGAGGGAGACAACGAUAGCAUGGGACAGACUCACAGGGGAACCGCUGCACCCAGCGAUAGCAUGGAACGACAUCAGAACAGACAGCACGGUCGACGCAAUCUUGGCGAAGAUCCCGGACAGGAACAAGAAUUAUCUGAAGAACAUCAGCGGUCUGCCGAUCAGCCCAUACUUCAGCGCACUGAAGAUGCGAUGGUUGAAGGAUAACGUCAAAGCUGUGAAGAAGGCGUCCAGAGAAAAGCGUUUGCUGUUUGGCACGGUCGACACCUGGAUCGUUUGGACCCUAACCGGCGGGCCACUGGGCGGUCUACACAUAACAGACGUGACGAAUGCUUCUAGAACACUCCUUAUGAAUUUGGAGACCCUCAAUUGGGACCCUAUGUUGUUAAGGUUAUUCGGGAUUCAUCGCGACUGUUUGCCGACCAUCAAGAGCAGUUCAGAAGUGUAUGGCACCGUCAAAGAUGGGUCGGUUUUGAAUGGAAUAACCAUAUCUGGGAUCUUAGGGAACCAGCAAGCAGCGUUGGUUGGCCAAAACUGCACGACAGCGGGACAAGCCAAGAACACAUACAGAAGCGGGUGUUUUCUUCUCUAUAACACGGGAACUCGACGGGUUCACUCCACGCACGGUCUGAUCACAACACUCGCUUACAAAUUGGGUCCAGAAGCUGAGCCGGUGUAUGCAUUGGAAGGCUCGAUAGCGGUGGCCGGCGGCGCCAUGAAGUUCCUGCGCGACAACCUGCGGCUGCUGCAGCACGUGGCGCACGACACGGAGCACAUCGCCGCGCAGGUCUUCUCCACCGGGGACGUGUACUUUGUGCCCGCUUUCAGUGGACUCUACGCGCCCUAUUGGAGGAAGGACGCUAGGGGUAUUAUCUGUGGCCUGACGGCAUUCACGACGAAGAAUCACAUCAUAAGAGCUGCUUUGGAAGCCGUAUGUUUUCAAACUAGGGACAUACUGGAAGCGAUGAACAAGGACUGCGGUAUGCCGCUGCACAAGCUGCACGUGGACGGCCGCAUGACCGCCAACACGCUGCUCAUGCAGCUGCAGGCCGACCUCAUCGGCAUACCUGUCUUGAAAGCGGACAGCACGUGGGAUAUGUCGGCAUUAGGUGUAGCUGUGGUCGCGGGCAUGGCAGCUAAAGUAUGGAACAUGGACUCCUGGAGAUCUGUUCAGGGUAGAACACACACCUAUCUCCCCACCACCACACACGAUGACCGCGACGCGCGAUACACGAAAUGGAAAAUGGCGGUGCAGCGUUCUCUCGGAUGGGCGACGACGAAAAAAUCUAUCACAAUGACAGGUCAGAGCCGUUUAGACGAUAGACACCACAUAGACAGCAGACGAAUCUCCAUAUUCGAGGCCAUAGACCACGUCGAGAAUAGAAGAAAUAGCAUCCUAGAAUGCAACUUCGAUAGUAAUAACGAUGGAACUAUCGCGUACGAAGAGCUGUUAAAAUAUGCCGCGCGAAAAUUUUCUCUAAUUAAUACCUCGAAAGUUCCUAUAGUAGAGCGAACGAUAUUAGACGACGCGGAGUUUUUUAUGAAUAAAAAAGAGUGCGACUAUGGCACGUGCGAGUGUUGUUCGGCGGAGAAGAAGCUGCAGACGAACUGGGAGUCUAUUGAGCAGAUCAUAGACAACGACCCAGAGAUAAUAUUCGAUAGCGAUAAUUUUGCUAUUGUCGUUGAGCCGAUCAAAGACAAAUCGAAAGGUCCGGAGCGUAAAGUCAAUGGUAAUUUAAAAAAGAGUUUGAGUUCGAGUAAUUUGACAUUUUGCAAAGCAAUAUCUGAAAAGCUGUUGGAUUCCCCUUAGUUUAGUUGUUCCCGCGGCUUCGCUUGAAUAGUAAUUAACUUGACAGUAGCGCCAUCUAUUGGUGAGGGGAUUACGUCAAUGGUACUAAUAGGUUUUACGACAAAUUACUAAUAAUUAUGCGAUAAAGUAGCCUAUGCGUCUAUGGCUUCCAGUUCUUGAGCUAUCUCCAUACCAGAACCAUUUUUCCGUUUCGAAGGAUAAACUAUAACUUUCAAAGUGUGGAUUUAGAUUAGAAAACGUCUUGGGAAAAUAAUUCAGAUGUUUCGAAAUAAUUAGCCGUUAUUUUGUAAUUAAGUAUUGGAUAUUGGUUUUCUACAGUAAAUAGUAGAAAUGGAUUAUUAUCGAACGAUUGUUUUCCAUAGCAAUAACAAAUAAAAUGGUCAAGUUUGGUUGAUAACACGAGGACACAGCACCUUUAUUUACAUUUCUACUCUUUAUAGACAGACUAUACAGAAAAAGAAUGACAUUGACAGAUAACAUCUUGACAGACGUCAUCCUUGUUACGUUUAACGCGUUAGAAUGAAUAUGAUACUUAAUAUAAUAGGCAUAGGGUUUUCUUCCGAAUAAAAAGACAUAUGUUUAAAUGGAUUUUGUAUAAUUAUGUGCUAUUGCGUUAUUCUUCCACUCGCAAUACUUAGAUUAAAAUUUACGCGGCUUAUAAAAAACUUAAGAGACGAAUAGUAGUCAUACCCGAAACGAAAACAAACAAAAAAUUGAGUAGUCUGCUGACUAGGAAAAUAGUAUUAUUAAUAUAAAUUAUUUAAGGUCUAUGGUUAGAAAGACUGUUAGGUUUGGAUAUUGUUAAUUUUUUGGCUCAAUUCUAGAUAGGAACCGUAGUGUUUAUUAGUAGGUGUUAUACAUUUUAUUCGAUUGGAAUUAUAUACGUUCGAGUGUUUUAUUACUCUUUCAUUCAUAAAAUAAAAAAGUUUUAACCUUGUUUUAGUUAAAAUAUGUUUUGUCUCGCUCUUUCAAUGUCGAAUAUUGUAUAGUGGGACGUGGACAAAACAUACUUCUACUAAGAUUGGUUUUUUAUGAAUAAGAGGGUAUAGGUACUAUGUAAUGUCCAGUAUGUACUUAAGAGUUGAUUCAUAUUUAAAAAACUGUAUUCGAUAUAUUUUACUAACAAUUAAGAGAUAUUUUAUAUUAACGCCUCAACUAUUAAAAUAUUAUUUUGUUUUUUUUUUUACUGGGUAUUAUUUUUCUUUUUUGUAGAACAUAGUUUGGAUCAUAUAUGUUAUUAGUGAAAUUAAAAUCUAAACUAAGUUUUACAAAAUAAAAGUCUGUUUCAAACGCGGGCGGAACGUAAAAUGACCUAAAAUCCAUGUCGCUAUUAGAAUUAGACUCUAAGUUACCAAUGGGUCAAUGUGGUGCCUUUUCCCAUCAGCGUUAGAAACGAACUUACAGCAUGCGAUUAAUUCAAAUUAAUGUGGGAUCAAAUUGGCUUUUCAUUAAUUUAUUAUUUUUGAUGUAAUGUAUUUUAUUUAGUUUGAGCCUUCUUUCACAACAAAAUAUUAAAAUACACGGUGGUAUAUAACAAAUUGCGAUCGAAAAUUUAAAUGGUAAUACAAAUUUUGCUCUUUCAAUUGUUAUAAUAAUCCUAUAUAAUUAUUUUAUUCAGCUGUAGAUAAUGUAAGGCGAAAAAAAUAUUAUCGUGUUUAUUUUCGCGCAAUUUAUUUAAUAUGAGGGUGAUACUGGGCUGGUGCCGAGUAAGGUCCAUAUUGUUUGUGUUUGCGCGGGCUUUGCGGAAUUUUUCAAGUCUGCCAUAGUCGGACCUCACUCGCCAAUGGCGCCAUCUAGUGAGCAAAAUAAACAACAUUAAAUAUCAUUUGCAUGAGCCAAAAGCGCCGUAUGGCUGGCGUAACAUCCUGAAUCUCUAAGAAUGCUUAUCUAAAUAUUGACAUUUCGUUAUAAUCUUUGAAUGUACUAAAUAUUUUAGUGAAGGCCAUGUUGUUAUUGAAAUAAGUACGAAAUAAUAUAUGAAAUAAUAAUAUAUCUUGUUUCUUGUUUUUCAAGCUCUAAGAAUAAUAAACUGAAAUGAAAUCAGUAA